Aplosporella prunicola CBS 121167 is the source of this 779-nucleotide messenger RNA. RefSeq lists its product as uncharacterized. Gene Ontology annotation, biological process: protein acetylation. The transcript has a single exon. NCBI's taxonomy places the organism in Eukaryota, Fungi, Ascomycota, Dothideomycetes, Botryosphaeriales, Aplosporellaceae. Gene Ontology annotation, molecular function: N-acetyltransferase activity. The coding region runs from base 22 to 528 and encodes 168 amino acids. The record is from RefSeq and is a predicted model, not a curated record.
GACGUCCCCGCGAUCCUCGACAUGAUCAAAGAACUCGCCAUCUACGAAGAAGCGCUGCACGAAGUGCGUGCCACAGAGGAGACGCUGCUCUCGACGCUCUCGUUCGCGCCCUCAGAAGGCACCUCCACCUCCGCCAGCACCAGCACCACCCCGGACGCCCCCGCCCUCAGCGUCGGCUACGCGCGCACGCUCCUGGUCUUCGCCACCGCCGCCGACGCCGCCGCCCACAAUCCCGCCGGCAUGGCGCUGCACUUCCACAACUACAGCACGUGGCGCAGCGCGCCGGGCAUCUACAUCGAGGACCUGAUAGUGCGGCAGGCGCAGCGGGGCAAGGGGUACGGCUCGCUGCUGCUGGGGGCGCUGGCGAAGGAGGUAAGGCGCAUUGGGGGUGAAAGGUUGGAGUGGGCGUGUCUGAAGUGCAAUGAGCCGAGUUUGAAGUUUUAUAAGGGCGUGGGCGCUGAGAGGAUGGAUGAUUGGGUGAGCUUGAGGACGUCGGAUGAGGCGUUGAGGGCGCUGGCGGGCGUGUAGUGUGGGGGGCGUGUGUGUGGGUGUGCGGAGGGCUGGCGGGAUACGAGCUGCGAAGAGGCGGAGAGACGAGACGAGAGAAGCAGCGGAACCAACAGGAAGAGAAAAAGGCGGCGCAUCAGCGCCGUCAUCAUGCUGGAUUUGGUUAUAUGGUAUGAACGAGCAACAAAGCAAUCCUCCAAAAAUAGAUAAAAAGCGCAAGGAAAAGUUACAGAAAUAGAUGAAUGGAAGCUUAGGUAUGAGAGAUGAGAUGA